GGAUACUCUGGCUUUUAACUGAGUCAAAACAAUCAAAAUGGCUUUUUCCGGGUCUCCUGCAUAUCACGAUCGUGUUUCACCCGACGGAGCCAGAUCAUUUACAAAUUCUCUUCCAGUGACACAAGUGGAACUGCACGUUUCUUGCAGGUAAAACGACCGAUUUUGUAAACAGCGAAGUUAACUGCUCUACAUAAUUAAGCAUAACGAACUGUCCGCUCACUGAUGGGCUAGUUUAGAUGUAUAUUGAUUGAAAUUAACAAAUGUAUUAUCAAAAUUAAAGAUUUUGUAAAGACGCUUAAUAGAACACAUGUUGAUUAAAUACCAGUGCAAGAGUGUUUCUAGCAUAGGAUGAAUUUGACAUGCAUUUUUAUGAAUCCUCAAUUUUAAGUUUUAAACAUGUGUUGUUGAGGAAGUUAAAAUGCUGCGUUAUCAAUAACAUGCAAUUUUAUACAUCUGCGUGUUAUCAUCAGUUUCAUUUGAAACUUUUGAUUUGUCUUUAUUAACUGUUAUUUGAAUCGCACAGUCAAAAGACCAUGGUUCGUACAAUCUUGAAAAGGUCUUGAAUUUUACUAGUGAUCUUGAAAAGUCCUUGAAUUCGGUUAAGGUCCUUGAGAAGUACUUGAUUUCUUUAUUAGGUCUUGAAAAGUUCUUGAAUUUCUCCACUUUCUUAUUUGUCUUUCUUUGUUUCAAAUGCUAUUUCUGUACUUCAGAUACAACUGCAAGUCAUAGCCAGUGACUGUUGUCAUUUGCAAAGUGUUGUCACGGAAAGUAGUUUAAUAAUAAUGUAAACCGAUCAGCCAUGGCUGAGAAAGGAAAAAUCACAAAUGACUCCGCUGAGUGUUUUAGCCAGUAAUGUGUUCCAAAGGGGGUCAAAGAAACGCGAGUUACUGAAGAAAUCUUAGACUUUAAAAGCUGUAAUUUGUCCUUGAAAGGUUCUCAAACAAUCCUUGAAUUUUGUUUGUCUGAAAUUAUACGAACCAUGAAAGACAGCCAGUCGUUCACUGUAAGGUCAAGUUAUCUAUUUAAAAAUCAUGAUUGAAUAGUUUACUCUUAUGAGAUUGAGAAUGUGUCUUUUCUUUUUUAAAAGGAACCUUGCUGAUAUGGAUGUGUUUUCUAAGUCCGAUCCAAGUAAGUACUUUUAGUAGCCACAAAUUGAAGCCAAAAUUUAAGCUCCAGAAACGGGCGGUGAGAAAGAGCAAUACUAAAAGUUGGCGUUAGCUGCCAGUGGGCUUUGUUGAAAGUUGCCGAGAAUGUUUCAGUUACGUAAUGACAGCAUGAUGUAAUAUUAAGUCACACACUUAAUAGGUUAGAAACGUGAAGAAAUUCACCAAAACAAUCACGUUCGCCAUAUUUUGAAAUAAGCUUAAUAUAUUCUUUGGCGUGCGCUGCAUACUUUGUAGAAUUUUCUUGAAGUGACUCCGUUGUUAUUACAAAUGCAUUGAACGAUGACAAACUUUGUGUUAUAAUGUUUUCGGUUUUAAUGCGAUGGACACAAGACCUACAGCAAUCAUUCGGCUAUAUGAAAUAAUUCAAUUUGACCGAUGAUGAAUAUUUUUUACGAGGGGGACAAGUAUUUCCUAUGGAAGAAAAUUCUUAAAACAAAGCUGAUUGCCACUAGGGCCUUGUUUUAAAAGGUACUUAUUAGUUUUGUUAGCAUUUAUAAUUGCUGCAAGACUUGCUCUGAAGUCGACAUGACUUGCUCGUCCACAUUUUUAAAGGACUUUAUAGUAACGAACUUUUGCUUCAAAAAUUUCUCUGGAAAUUUAUUCGGGCAUAGUUGAUAUCAACAAUGAAAACUGAUAACCCGGAAAUUUCAGGCAAAAAUGUCAGCAAAUUUUUCACCAGACGCGAUUUUCUUCAAAAAGUUGUGUCCACUUAACCGCUUAUUUCGAAUAACAUAUUCAUCACCAGCAAAAUCGAAUUAUCGCAUAUUAUUACCAAUAGAGUCAAGAUUCAUAGCGUGAGCAGCGAUCAGCGUCGUUUAAUUAGUAUUCAUAAAAAAAACAAUUCACAGUGUUUUAAAAGGUUGUUAAGGUUACGUUUUGGGGCGACUGUGAUAAACUUCAAAAACUCAUUGAAAAACUAAUGUUUAAUGAGACACCGCUCAACUUAACACCAAUUUUUUUAGAACAUAAGAACCCCACAUCUAAGUAUUAGUGCAAGAAUGAGUUGAUAUCAGAGAUUUUGAAGCCGUUAAAAACUCGCAGUCGUGUGUUAUCGUGUGUAAAAACUCUCGGCUUCGCCUAGAUUAUUUGAACCUGGUAAUACCCUCCUGCUCUUUUUUUAAACAGCACAUCAAGAUGGACAUUUACGUAAGAAAAAUGCAAGAACGGCGACUUGUUUACUAGAAUUAAACGAAAAUACUGGUUAUUAUUUGAAUAGCCUGUGUUUUGAGCGGCUGCACAAGCAUUAAAACUUGCUCCCGUUUCGAUGUUUGUCCCUCUUCCCACAUGCACAAUUCAACAACUCGACAAAACAUUUACCAGCGGGCCAGUUUGACUAUCAGACCCUUUACUACGGGUUACUGUCCAAACCCGCUUUUAUUAAAAUCCAUCAGCAAGUCCUGAUACACUUGUUAUAAUUGGCCCAGUAAACGUCUUCCGAUUGCAGUCAAUCGAGGCGAAUGGCAAGCACACGCCUUGCUGGAUCACAUGACCUAACCUAGUAAAGGGGUUUCGUAUAAUAACAAUGGAAUGCCCUCCAGGGCGUCCGUAUAUCCUUUCGAUCUCGAAAACAGAAGAAAAAAGACGCCUAGCUGCAGAUUAAUUACUCCAAUAUACAUGAAAGAAAAGACAUACAAAUUCUAUUUGCAGGUAAAUAUUAGUCAACGGAAUUUAAUCUUGAAACGAGGAUAUACCUUAAAAUAUUAGUUUCGUAAAAUGAUAACAACAAAACAAGAGGUAGGAUGGAUAACAUUGAAAUAAUUAGAUUAAAAAAGCUAUUGAAUUCAGAAACAAAAAGGAGGAGGGGUUCUUUGAAAAGAUAUUGCGGACAUCAAGAUCCAACGACCCGACGGCAAAGAGAAUGUCAAAACAACAAUAGGUGUAAUAAAAAAAACAACAUCUUUGCAUGUGCAUCACACUUUUUUUGUACAUUUCUUUGCCGUAUUUGCACGUCUACGACUUGAAAAUGCCCAAUUUCGCGCGUUUUAUGGAGAAUGUAAACAAACAACGACGAAAUCUUUUUUCUCUCUUGAAACUUAGAUAUGUUCCGUAGGAAUUCAACUCCAGUUGGGUUCGCCUACGUUUGACAAAGUAAGUGGGUAGGAAAAAUCGCGAUAAAGACUGAAAGAACGCCAAUUCACUUUUUGAGCGACGUUCUCGAUGCCGUCGCGUCGUUGGAGCUUAAAGUCCUUAAGGUGAUGUUACACGGGACGAUUCGCAACGACAAUUUUUAACGCAAAACAGGGUUCAAAUAUUGGAACAAUAUUGNGUAAAAUGAUAACAACAAAACAAGAGGUAGGAUGGAUAACAUUGAAAUAAUUAGAUUAAAAAAGCUAUUGAAUUCAGAAACAAAAAGGAGGAGGGGUUCUUUGAAAAGAUAUUGCGGACAUCAAGAUCCAACGACCCGACGGCAAAGAGAAUGUCAAAACAACAAUAGGUGUAAUAAAAAAAACAACAUCUUUGCAUGUGCAUCACACUUUUUUUGUACAUUUCUUUGCCGUAUUUGCACGUCUACGACUUGAAAAUGCCCAAUUUCGCGCGUUUUAUGGAGAAUGUAAACAAACAACGACGAAAUCUUUUUUCUCUCUUGAAACUUAGAUAUGUUCCGUAGGAAUUCAACUCCAGUUGGGUUCGCCUACGUUUGACAAAGUAAGUGGGUAGGAAAAAUCGCGAUAAAGACUGAAAGAACGCCAAUUCACUUUUUGAGCGACGUUCUCGAUGCCGUCGCGUCGUUGGAGCUUAAAGUCCUUAAGGUGAUGUUACACGGGACGAUUCGCAACGACAAUUUUUAACGCAAAACAGGGUUCAAAUAUUGGAACAAUAUUGCAGCCAUUUCAAACAAUGAAAUAACAAUGUUGUAAGGCUGUGUUGCGCUAAAAAUCGUCGUUGCGAAUCGUCCCGUGUAACAUCAACUUUAUUAUCUGAAGCGGUGGAAAAUGGCAUAGGUGAGGGAGGAUAAUUUGUAUGAAUGCAACAUAUCUGACAGUGACUCUGUUUCCUCAUCAGUGGUUGUCAUGUACACUCAAGCAAUGGGAAGCAACGAAUGGAAAGAGGUAUAUAACUUUUAAUUUUUCAUGUGUGAGUAAUUUCCUGGUUGACGCACAUCCAAUUAAUAACGGAAUAGAAUAAAAUAAUAACUGCUUUUCACAAAUACUGGCAUAAAAAGCGACCGCCUAUACAAAACACCAAAAUUUUCCCAGUCAAAGCCUUGCAGUUGGAACCUCUAGUAAACGACCACAUCCUGCAAGCGACCCCAACUACUUUUUGGGCCUGACGGUUAAUGAUUUUCUAUUGUUUUUAACCUCUUUUAAGCGACCGCUUGGCGAAUUCUCUGAACCUUAUUUUCGCUGUGUGUAUUAUGUUACUUAGAAUAUGCGAAGACCUUCAGUGAAAACAUAUGGAACCACACAUAGCCUAACUUAGACAUCGCAUGCAAUAAAUCAUCUUCCAUAAAGCAGUUGUACCUGGACCUCUUCUCGGAAGAGGACCCCUGUGGUUCGAUUCUUGUAAACGACUACCUUCCGUAAGCGACCACUUAGUCUUUGCAUUUUGGGUGCUCGCUUACGAGAGGUUCGACCGUGUUUUUCUUAAUAUCUUUGUAUGUUUUGUUUUUUGAUUGUAAUACAUUUUUGGGGUAUGCUUUUUUAUAGACCAAUUUCGAAUUAUAAAAAUUCAUACUUGACUCCGAGGCUUGGCGAAAUGAACCAAAGAGAUCGUCUUUUGGCUCAAUCUUUCAAUCUUCAAUCAAUCUUUCUUUAUUUCACACUAUAUAAGGCAUUUACACAAGUGUACGUAAGUAGGAGAACAAAGUAGCUGAUAAAUAAUCAUUUAACCAAAAGACAUUAAGUUCAUUUGCGCACAGUGUCCAAAGUAGCAAGAGCUUUCUUGUUGCACACCGUCAUGUUCAGAUAAUCGGCAGCAGCAAUGAGAGGAAAUAAAAUCUCAAAUAAUAUCAGUGAUAAAAGUAUUAUAUCAAACAUGAGAUGCAGUGUUUCAUCACCAGAUGAAACACCGAGAAGAGAGUUGAAAAUACGACGCGCAGCGGAGUAUUUUUGACGAACUUCGAGGUGUUUCAUCUGGUGAUGAAACACUGUGUCGAAUGUUUGAUAUUUCUUCUCAAACAAAAUCAUUUUUGAAGGAGAAAUUAAGGAUGCAAAUACUAAGCAGUGUUUCAUCCGAUUUCCAAACACUCAUUAAACAUUAAUUUCCUUUGUAUUUUCUUAAUGAAUUAUUAAUGAGUUUGAGAACAUAUAAGCAAGGUUAAGAUCCGAUAUUUAAUUGAUUAGAAUAAUACAUUUCUUUUAUUUUAUUCCCCAAGCUUCGGAAAUAGGUAUGAGUUUUAAUAUAUCGAAAUUAGUCUAUUAUGAAAGUCUAAAAAAAGUACGUCAUGCACCUCAAGACCCAAAGCGACAUUAAGGUGGCUCGAUGGGUUUCUUCAGGGUCAAUACUUCUCAAGUUUGAGCAUAAACCACGUCGCCAUUAAUAGAGUGUUUUCACAUGGCGUCACGGCGGCCAUAUUGGUGUCGCAAAACAAUAAAACGGCGGCCAUAUUGGUGUCCCAAAACAAUGAAACGGCGGCCAUAUUGGUGUCCCAAACCAGUCCUGUGGGAAUUGAACUCUUUUCCUAUGUAAACGCUUCCUUUUGUUCCAAUAAAUUUGUAUAGAUGUUAACCACGUGAGUGAAAACGCGCUAUAAGAAUUUGGAAAAAUUAUCUUCACAGCUGUAUUAGAUAAAGAUGAAAAAAAGUUAUGAUCAGGGUUACAGUGACAUCGGAGUUGUCAUAGCGAUGAAGUGACGCCAUAACCUAUUUUACUUGUAGCCGUAUUUCUCGGCACUGGGAAGUAAUAUAUCAAAAAUGAGCGCCAGUUGCUUCAUCGGGAUAUUCAGACACCGCGAAAAAGAUGAAAGCACGAGGCCGAAGCCCGAGUGCUUUUUUUGUUUUGAGGUGUCUGGAAACCCCGAUGAAGCACGAAGCACGAGUUUUUGAUAUAGCUUCUCACUCUUAGACAAAUAAUAAACAAAUACUUCCAAUUACGCUGGCAAUAAACGUCAUUGAUAUUGAAAUAAUCGGGGUUGGAAUGUUACGUGGCAAACAAUUCAUUAGUUUACAUAUAUGGCGUGAUUUACUUCAUUCUGAGAUGUCAAAGUUGCUGGUGUUGACAGCUUCGGCAGCCGAAAACUGUGGAAGAUUAUAAGAAAAGUGUAGAUAAUGCAUUGUCGGAAUCAACAGCUUAUAAAACGAAAUGGGCGUGUACGUUGUUCGAGGGAUGGAAACACAAUCGAUUAGUGAGGUCCUGUGAAUCCGGCGGCCAUUUUACCACAAAAGACUUUGAAGAAGGUGUACAAACGUUGGACACCGGCCAUUACAGAUAUGUAACAAGAAGUAAGCAACUCUGCUGGGGAACAGUAUCCUUCCCCAGCCUUCCCGUUCGUUGUACUCCCAGUAUUUGUGAACUGAAGCGCCACCUUUCUGAUGUAAACGGACGUGCUGCAUUGAAACCUUUGGAUAUGUCAGACCGAAGGUAAGUUACAUUUUUAGGGGGAUAAAUUUUUGUUCGCGUAAAUUACUUGUGUGUAUUGUUGUUUUUAAUGGUACUUCUUUUCUCGCUUUGUUUAGGUUUUCGACGUGUUGUGAACGCGGAAGUGAAGAAAGCAACACGAAUGGGUUUGACUUGAAUAUUCAUUGAUUUAAUGCAAGUUGUCAACGUGCAUAUUUUAGUGGUGUACACAAGUAUGGAAUUUCGAAUAGUGCUUUUCAUUGGUUUUCCAAAAGAAUCCUGGUGAUGUGGUAUACAUCCAGUGAUUGGUGGUUGAUCUUACUGAGUUUGAGACUCCUCUUCCAAAAUAGUUCACGAGAGUUUUUUUUCUCCAAUAGUAGCCUGUGCCAGGCUCUCAGAUAGUAUAGUGCGGACGUAUUAAAACGAGCAAAGCGAAAAUAAGACGCGCGCGACUUGGGAAAGGGGGCGGUGGCGGCGAGAAAAAUGGGAGAGCCGCCCUGUCUCUCCCCAGGCCCCGCGCGUUUUUCGCAUUUCUUUUUACUGAACGACUUUUCAACACUAUCUCGGAGCCUGGAACAGGCUACUCCAAUAGCCGCCUCAAUGUUAGUGAAGAUUAAGCGAAAUCUAGAAGGGCGUUAUCGAGAUAUUUUGAGAUAAAGUUUUUAUGGUUAGAAAUACAGUAAAAACUGGAUAAUCUUGACGUUCAGCCGUUAUCUGUAGAAGUCCAAGCGCCUUUGAAAUGCAAUUUCACCUCAUAUUAUUUUCAAUUUUUUUAAAAACACAAUAUGUGAAAGAUCAUGUAGAUAGCUUUAGCCGAUUGCUAGAAAGAAGGAUUUGAUUAGUAUCUAUCGAAGCGCUCUUGUUAGCGGUUUUGUAAACAAUUUGGUCUACUUAAACAAAUAAGCAAAUAAUUUGAAAACCACCUAAAAAUUUGAUAUUCUUGAGAUUAACCGUCGUUUUAUAUGACCUUUGAGUUUUAAGAUGAUUUAUAUCUUGUAAGGCAGUAAAAUAAGGGCUACAAUUUGUUAAUUUUUUGUCGAAAUUUUUCUGUUAACCGUUAACAAAAAUACAAUUAUAGUCUCUUAUUAUUCAGAGUAUUGUUUCCACGUUUAUUCUCACGUCAACAGCAGUAAAUAACAAUAACAAUGCUUUUAAAAAAUAUGAAAUGUUAGCUAUUGCAAUUGUUGUCCACGAUACAUACUCGUCUCGAUACAUACAUGCCAAUCAAUCGACGCAUUCUCACUCCUCGAUACAUACUAAUCGAAUCCUUCUUUCUAGCAGGCUAUCUCACGAUCUUUAACACACGUUUUUAAAAAGAUUGAAGCUACUACGAGGAGAAACUGCGUUUCAAAAGCGCUGCGAUUUUUUUUACAAAUAACGGCCGAACAUCAAGACUGUCCAGCUUUUACUGUAUUUCUAACCGUGACAACUUAAUCCUACGAUAACGCUGUCAUAUAUUUCGCUUAAAGGCGUCACGAACAUCGGGGCGGCUAUUGGACGAAAAAACUCCCGUGAGCGAUGUUGGAAGAAAAGUUACAGUGCCGAGAAAUACGGCUGCAAGUAAAAUAGGUAAAGGCGUCAUUUCGUUGCCAUGACAACACUGAGGUCAUUGUAACCAUGUUCAUAUUUUCAAAUUUAUCCAAUAAAGCUGUGGUGGUAAUUUUUCCAAAUCCUUCUUAAUGGCGACGUAGUUAUUGCUCAAAAUUGGGAGGUAUAGACUCUGAAAAGCCCCAUCGAGCCACCUUAAUUUGUGUUGGUGUUCAGGUGAUAAGAUGUAAAUAUUGAUAAUCUUAUGUUUCUCUUUAAGUUUGGCAGAACAGAACACAUAAUGAACAACCUGAAUCCUGAUUUUGUCACAACUUUUGUAAUUCAUUAUUUCUUUGAAGAAAUGCAAAAGCUUCGAUUUGAAGUGUAAGUUAGUCAUUGUAGAGAUCAUCCUUGGUCAGCAUACAUUUAGAUUUAUAUUUUUGUAUAAGAUAGUUAUACAAACUAGUUGUCCAUAUUGCAUGGAGUCCCGGAGGGGGGGGGGGGGGGGGGGGUAGGGGGUUUAUUUUUUUUUGGGUAGUUUUGGCGGGGCUCUCUGCCCCCUUUCUCCUUUAUUGUCUGUUCUUGGGCCAAUUAAACCCAUUUUAUUCCCUUUGGGCAAAAUUUUAAAUUUUCCGCUCCCCAAUUUGUCCCUUUUAUCUGUUUUUAAUUAUAUUUAAUUAUAGAGUGAAAUUGAGUUUUAUUUAUGAUAAUUUUAUUGUUUUGAUUGUAUAUAUAUCUUGUUAUUUUUUUUUUUUUUUUUUGUAUUUUAGUUAAAGUGUGUUUGUGGGGUGGGGGGGGGGGGGGGGGGGGGGGGGGGGGGGGGGGGGGGGGGGGUGUUACGUGGGUUAAUUCUUGCUGGGUAUGUGCCGCUGGGCUCUCUGACCCCCUUCUCCAUUAUAGUCUGUUCUGUGGCCAAUUAUACCCAUCUUAGUCACCUUUGGGCAAAUAUGUAACUUUCGCGAUCCCAAAUUAGUCACCUUCUACUUUUAUGAAUUGACCCAUUUUUUAUAUUGAAUGAAAAACACUUUACUUUUCAUCUGCGGUACAAACAUUCUGGUACGUUUGCUAACCGCAAAUAUGAAGAACUGUCUUACCCCGUGCGACCUCAUUAUAGUCAAUCCAGUCGUGAAAAUGCGACCCCAUCCAGCGGCACAUCCACAUUAGCCUCUUCCACCCGCAAAGAGCUGGGAUUUUUUGCUUGCCGCGGUAAAAAUAAAUGAAAAUUUACACAGUAAUUUUUUGUGAGGCAAAUUUAUACUAAUUUGGAAAUUCAAAUCUAAGAAAAACUGAUGAUACCAUUCACUGGUGAUGGCGAUGUUGCGUAGUUGUUGUGUUGUUAACGAAGAGCUGGGAGGCGUUCAGUAAUGACGAUGCAAUAAAUGAUUUUGAGAAAAUUUGCUGACAGAUUGAUGUUUUUAGGAAUGCGGCGUUAGUCAUGAGGAUAAACUUUACAUCUUGCACUGUCCGCUUCAUUUAUCAAGUGUAUAUAACAACGCGUUGCUACGUAACAAGUAAACAUUCUAUCAUUCGAAUUAACCGCAUCAUUAAUUAUGUAACUCUUAUAGUAUAGGAAGGACGGUUAUAAAUAAUCAUGUCAUUUAAAUCCCCUGAAGAGUGAGCACUCACGAAACAGGCUUGUAGGGAUAAAAGUGAAGUUUUUUUCUGUUUUUCAAUAUACUAAUUAUUGUUGUAGGUAUGACAUAGAUAAAGACACGCCCAAGUUAUCAGACCACGUAAGUGAAUAUUAAAUUGCCAAUAUUAACUAAGUGUUUUUAUAAUAUAUCCGGACAAUUUAAAUUGUACUGGGAAAUCCCCUUUUUAGUAACGAAAUCAUGGCAAAAGAUUCAUUCUUUUUUAGGAUUAUAUUGGUGCAAUGGAAUGUAAUUUGGGAUCGAUAGUUGGAGAAUUUGGUGGACGACUUCAAAAGCCUUUGGUGUAAGUCUGUGUAAUGAGGAAAAACUAACUUAGAAAAAUCAUUCCUUUACACGUUCUGAAUUCAGACUCAUCAAUAGUUAUGUUUUCACAGAAAUCCAAAAAUAAAGAAACCUGGAACAAUAAUCGGUACGUUCGUUUCCUGAACUCAUCAAAAUAUUGAACAUUAUCGUGUAUAUUUUUGCCGAUAUAUUUUUUAAUAGUAUGAUUUUGUGUCUCAUGACCUCCGGGUCUGAAGUUAGUGAAAACACAUUAUUAGCUUCUGAGGUGAUUGAUUUAUUUCUUUAUGUGUUGCAGUCUCAGCUGAAGAAAUCAGUGAUUGUAAGGUCAGCUGAUGUCAGAAUCUACUAAUGACUAUAAUAAAUUAAGGAAGUGCUCUAUAAUUUUCUGUUGUAGCUUCUCGGCAUUGCUUGGCUAGCAAUUGUUCAUGUAUACACUGUAAAUACUCUUAUAUUUAGCGUUUUGUGUAGGGUGGUGUAUAGACAUGUUUAUGGUUACUCUUUAUCACAAUCCUUUUCAGGAUGUUCUGACACUCCAGUUUAAUGGCAAAAAUCUUGACAAGAAAGACUUUUUUGGAAAAUCAGAUCCAUUUUUGGAGUUUUACAGGUGUAAUGAAGACAACAGGUGAGUCUAGCUACAGGCACUGAUCAUAAUUUGCACAUCAACUCUUGGAAUAAACUAUGAGUGAUUUCAUUAUGUAGCCGGACGUUUGUCAAGAGGGCUUGACUCUAAACGAGAAUGAAGUAGUCCCAAAGAUAAAUAAGAUGUUUAUUAAUUGCACAAUUAUUUUAUCCCAGUUUGAUAAGCGACGUUAUCAGUACAUUUGCUCAAGUCAACGGGAGAACAACUUAGAAACUCCUGGAACAAUUGAAAAACACAUUUAGAAUUAAUAUACAACUAUCCCCCGAAGGGGAGGUGAAUAGUGUAUAUGGGGAGGCGAAGCGUCGAGGUAUAUAUCUAGCGCUGCUCACCGACCCUGAGGGGGAUAGUUGUUUUAAUAUUUACCAAAUCAGUCGGAUAAAAAUGAAAAAAGUAACUAUUUGUAAAUUAAAAACAUCACUUAGUUGGAGCUUUGUUUACAAUUUACAAACAUUUCGGGAAUUUUGUCGCAAAUUCAGCAUGAAAAUAACCUUCUACUUACCAGUAAACACCGACAAGCCAACGUUCGUCGCUUUCUUGGUAUUGGUUUGUACGACAUCUUCAUUCGUCGCUCAAAUUUCGUCUUCCCAAAAUGUUAAUAAGCAAGGAUAUUCCGAGUUACUGGAGCCAAUCAAAACGCGCGAAAAUUACUAUUCACUGAUUUGGUAAAUACUAAUGUAUUUUUUUUUUCUUUUCUAGCUUCAGUUUAUGUCACCGCACGGAAGUAAUCAAGAACACACUAAACCCAACGUGGAAGCCAUUUACAAUUGAAGCCAGGGCACUCUGUAAUGGGGACUAUGAUAGGUACUCAGUACACUGUCAGUAUACUCAAAAGCUGCAUAAAUUUGGUCGGACUUAAUUAUUUGGUGGGACGUAAUUAUUUUACUCAUUAUACUCAAAAGCUGCAUAAAUUUGGUCAGACUUAAUUAUUUUAAGUCUUUCUUUCUUUCUACUCGUUCAUCCGAUGAUUUAUAACUUUAAUAUCUUCAGUAAGCAAAAAUAAAGAAACAGGAUAAAGCAUCAACUUAUAGUUUAAUGUUGAAAAUCUUAUGAUCUUGAUCGACUCUGAUUAUUUUGGAUUAUUAUCACCAGAAAUUCUCGAAACAAAAUCUCUCUGACACUCAUAGCCAGUAACCACCAAAGUCUCCUUUGUAUCUAAAUUUUACACAGGCUGCCAUUAAAUUUGAUACUUCGCAUGGUUUUUUUCUAAUUCUACAGGUCAAUGAGGGUGGAAUGUUAUGACUGGGAUAGAGAUGGAGGGUGAGAAACUCACAAGUUUUGUAGCCAGUUGAAUACCAAAAAAAAGCGUCGAUACAUGGAAAGGAAGGAAUUUAGCAGUUUAGUCUACUAUAGGGUAGCACAAUUUAGCUGAACUAGGUCUAGUAUAGGCUAAGGGUUCCAGGAUCCCAGCGGUACAUCCCCACCCUAAAGUUUCUAUCAUUCACCCCAACCCCCCCCCCCCCAACCCCUACUACCCGGGAGUGAAAGAGGAAACCUUGUAUGAAACGAAUCUCAACCUUAAAAAGCCUUAUAUGUUUCUUUCCACAUUUUUUUGUCAAAAAAAUAUAUAUAUAUAUUUGUCAGUCGAUCGCAGGUUUCACCGUACUUUUACCCUGCCAUUUUAUACGUUUCUUUUUGUUAUAUCUCAGCUGUCUACUUCUUUUUGCAGGCAUGAUCUGAUUGGUGUCUUUUCAACCACCAUAAACGAACUUAAAUCAACUCCUGGAAUAACAUAUGAGGCAAGAUUCUUACAAAUAAAUAAGCUCAUAUUUUGUAAGGACAGAAAAACAGGUCAUAACUUGAGGAAAAAUGACACACAGGACCUUGUUCCAAAUUUUAGCAGAACUGAUGGUUUUAAAUGUAGUUUUUUUUUUAACCGAGUUGUAGAUGAAUGGAAUGGUUUACCCAAUCAUAUUAGAUAAUCAAACAGUAUUGCAACUUUUAAAAGAAAUGUUUUAGGCUUUAUUAAGGAUAACUAGAACAUUUAUAUUUCUAUUUGUAUAUAUUUUUCUUAUAUUUUAAUUAGUGGGGGCAUCCCUAGUAUGGCGCAUUGGCGCUUUUGGUUGCCUCCUUCUCCACAACGUUUUUUUUUUUUUUUCUUAUAGUAGUGUUAGCUUGAUUCAUUUCAUUAUUUGCUUGUAAUGUAGUGGAGUGAAUCUGAAUCUGUAAUAAAAUAAACCUUUGGACGCGUUUAGGAAGGGUUUCUCUCCUUUCUUUUCUAUUUAUUUUCUGGUCCUUUUUUGCUCAGAGGUGCGACCGUCGGAGAUAUUUGCAAAAGAGUUAACCCAGGAUUUUUCUUGAAAGUUGAAUUUUUUUUCUAUUAUUGUCCUAAACAAAAUGACGGUCUAUUGGUGAUGUUUUCAGUGAGCUAAAAUCUUCGACAACACGAAUUAUUUUGUGAACAAAAUUUAGAAUGUUUUCUAUUGUUUCCGACCAAAAGAGAUCGAAAAAGAUGUCUAGUGAUGUUGCAGAGUGGCGUAAAAUAACGAAAAGACCAAAUGUGCGAUUUUGGAGUCCGCUAUCUGUUUUAUAUUUGGAAAGAGUCACUGACACUAUGGUUUUAAGUCAAAUAUUCUGAAUUCUGAAUAUUCAUGAUUUUUGUAAAAACUAAAUCAAGACCUAUCUCAAUCGAGUAGUCUGGAAAUCGGAUGAAAUACUGACUGGAGUUUUUGACCAUUCAACAAUAGUUCUUGAAGAAAUUCAAAGCUAAAAUUCACACAUUUUAUGGUCAUUGACAACCGAUAUCUAAACCACGGUCAUGGAUGUCCUUUUUCUGGAUUCAGUUUUGUUUUCUCUUUCAUAAAUUAUUAAUCAGGGCCGGGUUGUUCAAAGCAGGGUUAGUGCGAAAUUUGAUUUCAGAUAUGAAAGCUGAGAAGGAAAUUCAGUUUUAUUCUUUUUGCCUACAAUUUGAUGCUGUAAAAAGAGAAGAGAAAAUUAUCCGGGAAAAUGCUUUUGAACAAAAGAAAAAGAAGCCCGCGUUAACAUUUAACUCUAGUAAGGUUAGAGCUAAUCGGCCUUCGAACAAUUGGGCCCAGAACUAUAACUAUACAUGACUUUUUUUCUUCUUUGACAUUUGUAGGUCAUCAGUCCCAAGAAAAAAGAAAAAAAGAAAGGAUCAUACAAAAACUCGGGCACGGUGAGCAAUGACGCUUAUAAAUACCCCCCCACACACCCUCCUCGACUCCCAGGUUCAAAUUGCAGAGGAACCCCUUAAAAUAAGUCCCGGGGUUAAAGGCUCUACUGGGUUACCUUCAGUAUUACUACAUUAAUGCCAUAUGAACUAUAAACUAUACCUUAUUAUAUGGCCAAAUCCGCGAGCUGGCAAGAUGAAGCAAAUCCUGUGAGCUGAUUGGCUACCCGAGCGGACUAAAAGAAUGGCCUACCUUGGCACCACAAAUCAGACAAGCCCCCGCGGCCCCCUACAAAAAAAAAAAAUCUCAAACAACGCAAAUGCUUACGCCCCCGACAGUAUGAAUUGCAACCGGUGGUGUUUUAUGCUUGUUGGCAAGCUUCCUUCUGACGAAAGUAGUUUGUAAGCUCUCUCGUAGACUGACGUUUUCGAUUUAGAUCACUGAGCGAGAACAAAAAAAAUUAACUUCUGGUUAAAUAAGAACGUCCGGAGCGUCGACGUUCUCGUGUAUAGCACACUCCUCGAUACGCGUAAUUCGUCAUAACAUACUUAGCCACAAUAAACGAUUGUUUUAUAUUUUUUUAGUACACUCAACACUAUUAGAAUUUCUAACUAAUCAAGGUGCCUGAUUUUUCAUUUUUUUUCCAGGUCAAAUUGCUGCAGUGUAAAAUAGAAGAGCGACCCUCGUUCUUGGAUUUCAUUAGAGGAGGGUAGCUACAUUUGUUUUGUGUAGAGAGUGCUUCAGUUUCCACAGACCUAAUAAGCUUCAUCUAGAACAAUGCGCCUUUUUAUUAUACAAGCUUUUGAAGCAUGGUUAGAGUUGCUUGACCUAAUUGGAGUUUGAGGAUGGAAACACUUGGGAAAGCUUCUUUAGGGAUGAUAUUUUACGAACAAUUAUGUAGUGAUUUCUGGAGAGGUGUACGACAAGAAGGAGAUAUAAAAAAAUUUCUGGAAACUAACAUCAUAGAAUUCCUUAAAAGUACUUUUGGAAAGAGAUGCAGUAUAAGGUCUUGUUUCAAUUUAUUCCUUUAUAUUUCAAGGCAAGGAAACACACAAAUCUCAAACGCAGCGGAACCGUUCUGUCUCCGCUGUGUUGGAGACUAGAAACAAGGGGUGGAGCAUAUUAAAAUCUAAGUCUCGUUUUCUUUCAUGUUCCAAAGGACUCAGAUAAACUUUACAGUGGCCAUUGAUUUCACUUCUUCGAAUGGUAAGAUAGCAUUAUUGUUUGUUCUUGUCUUUGAUAAGGAUCUUUCGAAUCUGCAGUUGAUCAAACCUUUAUUAAGUUCAAAGUCACUGAAAUCGUUACCCUUUAUUACUAUAAUUGUAUUUUAAAAACCCUUUCAUUGGGAUUUUACUAAAACAGGGAACGGGGAGCGAGGAAAGAGCCAGGGGAUUGGGAAAAAGAAAAAUGGGAACGAAAGCUAACUUGAACCUUAGCCCUAUCAGAAAAUUCAUUUCCAAUUCUUUGUUAAAUUUGCUCCCGUUUUCUUUGUUCCGUUCUCCCGUUCUCCGUGCUUAUUCCCUGCGCCCAGCGUGCCUCAUUUUAGUAACAUCCCUUUCAUUGCUAAAACGAAGGAUGCCCAUGGGGUAUCCGUUUCAAAUGAAACGUCUUUGGUGGAACUUUUACGUGGCACUAUUUAUUUCUUAGGAUUUUCACACACAAAAGAUUGAUUAUUUGAUUUGUGAAUUUGCCCUUUAGCCUCUGAUAGAAGUGAAAGGGUAUCAAUGGUUCACUUAUAAAUUUGCCGCAUGUGUUAGCCUUUUCCGAGUUCCCAACGAGUUAUUUUUCUUCAGGCGGUCUUCACCUCUGUUAAAUAGUUACUUUGGUGAGGUACAUUUUAAGAUGUAAGCUUGAUAUAUUAGGGCCAUUUAUACGAGGAAAAAUAAGACGCGUCUUACAUAAGACGCGAACUGUACCAUUUAUACGUCUUAUCUAAGACGAGAACAGCUCGUAUAAAUGGUUCGCGUCUUAUUUCUGUUCUUGACUCGUUUUCAUGUGAAUGUUGCCUAUAGCAACGGCAAUCCAACGUAGCGCACCAAAAAUUAACGCAUGCGUACUAUGUAUUUGCGUCUUACGUAAGACGCGAAGGUCAUUUAUACGAAGUUUUUCUUGUCUUAGCUAAGACGCGUCUUAUCUAAGAACAGGUGUUAAGGGCUGUUCUAAAAUAAAACGCGUCUUAGCUAAGCCGCGUCUUAUUUUAGACGAAAUGUGUCGUUUAUACGGAAAGUUCGCGACUUAUUUAAGACGCGUCCUAUGUAAGACGCGUAUUAUUUUUCCUCGUAUAAAUGGCCCUAUUGAUGAUGUAUGUUUUUUAGGUAAUCCGAAAGAUUCCACUUCUCUUCAUUACAUAAACCUUCAUGAACAGAAACAGAAUCAAAAACAGAUUCAGAAUCAGAAUCAAUACGUGAAGGCGCUCACAGCUGUUGGGGAAAUUUGCCAGGACUAUGAUACGUGAGUGUCAUAUUAGUUUUCAUGAAAUCUUCGCGACACUUUAAUUUUGCGAAAUUCCCCCUUUUUUUGAAAUCGCGAAAAGCUACGCGAGGAUAACGUGGCGCGAAAAUUAAAUGUAAGGGUGGAAGAAAGCAGGACUGAAUUACGAGUGUUGUAACUGGGAGUAGAGUGCUACGUCCUUUUCCAGACAUCACAAAAAUAAUUCCAGUGCCCCAUCUAGUGUCAUUGUCAUUAAAAGUACCCUUUUUAUUACACUGCCAAGUCGUUCUUUUCCGCCAUUUUCAGUGAGGCGGAAUAUUACGCCAAAACUUUAAUUUUUUUUUUAUAUCGAUUCUCUUUUGUAGUGAUAAAAUGUUUCCCGCCUUUGGAUUUGGCGCGCGUGUUCCUCCAGACUGGAAGAUCUCUCAUGAAUUUCCUCUGGUCAGUGAUAACAGUAAAUUCUCCUUUAAAAUUAAUUGCUUGGUUAUUCUGUAAACGCUAUGGAAAACGCCAGUUCUUCAUCUAUUAUGGCGCCGUUUUCAAACUUUGUUUGGCCAAUCGUGACGACUGUCGAUGGCCAAAGGCUUAAAUCAUCGCCAGAUAGUGAAAAAAACUAAACCCUCUUGCUGUUUAGACUGCAAAAUAGUCGGGUUUUUUUUCCUUAAAAAUCAUUAAAGAAAUCAGUGUGUGGCGUGAGUCUUACGCGCGCGAAACGGCGAGCUGUGUGGCCGUCUCUCCCCAGUCUCACUCUCCGUUUUCGGCCUCGUUCCAGACCUUUUGUUUGACUGCUCGCGCGUACUUGAAUACGCAAAAAUACGGACUGUUUUGCAGUCUGCUUUCUGUUUUGCCUAUUUGUAGCAAACAGGCUCUUAUUCUAUUAAUCGCUGAUUGUUUUCAGAAUGGCAAUCCGCAGGAUCCAAAUUGUAAUGGCAUUCACGGUGUACUCGCAGCGUAUUAUCACAGCAUAGAGAGGGUUCAACUUCAUGGUAAUAUUUCAGACUUAAAAGGACUCUUAGGGCCUGUGUACAAGGGGAGGGGGGGUUACCCUGGUGAUAGGGUUACCCCAGCAAGCUGGUUAAGGAUAACUCUAGGGGAAUUACUAUUUACGUGGGAAAACCGGAAAUUCCGAUUGGAAAAUCAAAUGGUUCGCGCUAUUCCGUUUGGGAAGCCUCAGGAAACAUGGACUGUGAUUUAAGGCGAUGCAAUUUUUCUACUCUUUUAAGUCUGUUCAGCUGGUUUUGAUUUACUUUGUAGCGGGUCGUUCUCCCACCACGUCAAGUUUGGUUCGUCAUAAAUUAGUUUUUGAAUAUUGUAUGCAAAUUGCUAUAUUUCAAAAAGAUAUUACUCGACUGUAAAUUUAACGUGACUGAAAUUUUUUUGUGUUAUUUCCGUUACUUUCGGCUUGCAUAUUAUCCUACCCUUUAAGAUUUUGAUUGAAAUGUGUUUUAACCAAGCCUGUCUGUCUCAGUCUGUCCUUCUCCCUUUGCCGUUUCCCUUAGAGAUCUGGGUGGGAAUUUAAAAUUAUCACCAGCCUCGAAGUUUUGACGUCAUUAUUAUUAUUAUUAUUAUUAUUAUUAUUAUUAUUAUUAUUAUCAUUUUCAUUAUUACAAGCCUAUCACUACAUAAUGCAGGAACUGUUAUUUACUAACUGAGCAUCAGGUCACAGCCUGUGGCGUAGCCAAUACUCCGUGCCAUUAUUCCGUCCUUAACAUAUUUAAGUGUCUAACACUUUUCGCAGAAUCCUACCUGACCCCAUCAAGGCUAUUCGUUGUAAACGUUCCAUGCAAUAUUUCAUUUCAAGAUAUUAUUAUUAUUUCUUAUUAUUAUUAUUUGUUAGUUUAUUUAUUUCGGGGGAAUCGCUUCUUUUGAAACUUUCGGCUCUAUGUGUUGCUGUUGCAGGUCCUACUAACUUCGCACCGAUAAUUAAUCAAGUCGCAAGGUGGGUAGUCGAUUCGAUGCAAUUUACAAGGGUGUAAUCUGUUUUUGAGUGGAUAAAUGAUUUGUGUCAGCUCAAGUUUGACCCAAUUUUCACUCCUUUUUUUCUAACGGUGAGAGCAUUUGAGUUAGCAUACGUUUGAAGUCAGGGCCCAGUCAAGGCGAAGAUGACUUUAUCUGGGCCUAUACUCAACCUAACUGCCUUGUGCCCCGCGCUGAUUUUCCCCUUAGUCGAUCAUUCUAUUUUCUCGUGUCUGUUAAAAGAUUUUUCUUCAUUUUUGUUAGUACUUCUUUAGGAGUUUUCUUAAAAAGGCAAGCAUGUCAAGGAUGAGGCUCUGAUAUAUAUGUUACUAUUUGUUCUUUAUGCAAUAGAAUUGCAAGUUCAUCUCACAGAGAAAAGCCGGGACAGGAGUAUGUACCACAACUAAAUAAGCAAAUAUUAUCAUGAUUUAUUAUUGUGGUUGCUCAAGUGGAACAGAAGGUCAUUAUUUUUGCCAAACCUCUGAGAACAAACCAAGGAAAUAAGGAACCGCACAUUGUCCGUUCACAAUGACCGCGAAACGUAGCGUUCCAUUUGCGUUCAGGCUUAACUGAAAAAAUCCAGUUGGUUUCCCACUGAAACGCCAUGUUGAUUUUGUUUGUGGCUUAUAGUAACGGGGUCGACCAUUUGAAGGAAGAGAGCGUGAUUUUUGCGUGAAGUUAUAAGUAGUAAUAUUCUUCUAUUAUGUUUACAAGAAAAACUUAGGGAAAAAGUUCCGUCAUAGAAAUAGUAUUGGGAAACCUUGAAAACCAUAAGACCAAAAUUCAGCAAGAAGGACAGCCAAGAGACUUGACACUAACAUGGACUGUUAACUAUACUCUACUGGCAUAGGUCACGUAGGAAUAAAUAGUCUCUACUUUGCUACUCACCGCCUAGAUGAAUAUAAUGGUUCCAGUCAGCGUACUAGCUCUGCCAUUCUAAUGAGACUGCUCUUGUAAGAGUGCAGAAUGACAUUCUUUGUGCCAUUGACAGUAACCAUUUAGGGAUCCUUUUAUUAUAUCUUUCUGCGGCUUUCGAUACAGUACAUCAUGUAUUCUAUUCUGUUAUCUAGAUUAUCAGACCGAUUUGGUCCUAAUGGUACGGCCCUCCCUUGGUUCAAGUCCUACUUAAAAUUUCCUAGGUACUAUAUCGAACUCGAGGGCAGUAAGUCGACUACGCAUACCGUAAACAUGUGGGGUUCCCCAAGGGUCGAUCUUGGGCCCCUGCUUUAUGUAAUAUACACUUUAUGUAUUCCACUGAAAUUCUAAAUCCGUAAAGAAGUGGAAAAAACGCUUGGAUUUUCUCACCGUAAAAUGUCCAUAAAAUUGUGUGUGUGUUUAGGGAGCACCUCUCAGCACUUGAGAAUUCGUAAUUUUCUUGAAUCAACUUCCAGACAAUUUUAAGUUUACGAGUUCCAGUAUGAACCACCACUAGUUAAAGAGCUAUUUUUUCCUUCCAUUUCUCCUCGAGAUGACGCUUAAUAUAGCGGAAAGAAAUAAAAAAAAACAAUGCGUUGAAAUUGAGAAGAAGAUCAGAGCAGCAGAAAGCCACUGUAUUGGUCAAUCUUAUUUUAGAUUUUUGUUCCGGCUAGCGCGAAAAGCUAAACAAUCUCAGGGAUUGUCUAAAUCCGAAAAAAGUUUGGCUAUUGCCCAACCACUAAGGGAGAAAUAGUUAUGAAUGGCUGCUACUGUCGGGCUGUUUGCAUGCGUAAGGUACGGUAGUGGCCAUACCUCAGGGAAAACCGCGCGGUCUGGUAUUGUGAAAAUCUUAUCUCGCUGAAUUUUCUUCUCGGAAAAAAAUCCUUGCCCAAACAAAAUGACCCAAUACCCCGCCCUCCGCUCCCAUCGAAUAUCAAGUGGCCAACUCCUAAUGUUAAUGGGUCUUGUCGAAUAUAUAAGGUUUUCAAAAGGGAUAUCUUGUUAAUAAAAUAGCAAGUUCCAACGAACAAAACAAAGAAGCCGGAUCCUGAUUGACCCAGUCAGCAAAAUUUUCUGUAAGCAGGCAGUUAGGGUAAUCUGAUUGCACAGCUUUAACAUUAUAUUAUCAGUUCUAAGAAAGAAAAUAUACUUCAUAGCUCAAGCAAGCAAUCAGCAUUGCUUUUUAACUAUUAGUUUUCACAUAGUUAUUAGAGGAGACUGGUUAUGAAAAGCGGCAAACAUCAAUGAUAAGAACAACAGUGCUGCAGUUUAUGUUGGAAGUACCGUGAAAGUGCACAAUCCUUUGUUUUCUGUUGGCAAAUUGUUACGGAAUAAAUUAAUGCAACGUUUUUAUUGGUCAAUACAAUCAAAAUGAUAGGAAUUCUUUUGAACGUUGUGCACUUUCAGGUCCACAAAAACAUAUAACAAAGGAGUCUGACGGGUUUCUUAACCAUUCCACUCAAUUAACUAUGGUUUUCAAAGGGAGCUGACAGUCUUAUUAGUUAUUGAAAGAUGAGGCCCCAAAGUUGGAUAGCGCUAUCCACCGGAUAAAUCACUGUACAAGGGAUAGGUGUUAGGGAAACCAAUUGCGCUAUCCACUGGAUAGUGAUUUUUUUCGGUGGAUAUCGUUAUCCACCUUUUGAACAACUGGGGCCUGAUUGUUCUAGAGUUUCUCUUCACCAAAAUAUUUCAUACUACUACUGACUGUUUAUGUUUCUAAAAAUUUGUGUUUCCAUCUAGAUAUUUUGUGCUUCUGAUGAUAACAGAUGGAAUAAUUUCGGACAUGCCGCAAACAAAAGAAGCUAUUGUUAACGUGAGUGACUGGUAUUUUGACGAUAGAGGUGUACUAUGGUGUCAGUAAAACGUGGGGUCGGGGUCGGCGCCAGGGCAAGCCGUGGGUGGGGUCGAGUUCUUUCUUUUUUUUUUUAAAGAAUGCUGUUUUAGGGUUAGGGUUAGGGUUGACACUAACACGGGUACUGCACAGCACCAUAGACAUAAAAAUGAUAGGAGCACGCGCGCGCGUGUAAUAGCGCGCGAAAGAUGUAUAUACUGUAAUGUCCCAAUUCAAAUAAAACUGAAAUUGAUAUUUAAGGUGGUGUUCAUGACUUGCAUACUAGCGCAAUUGAAAGUAUAUUUUUCUCUUUUGUAUGCUGAAUGACGCAUAUGAAUGCCCAAAAGUGUUAUUGUACGUUGAUUAAAAUGUAAAAAAACGCUAUUGAAUCUGAUUUAUGCUCAAAUCUCUUGUUUUCGCGCUAAUGAAUGUCUCCACCUUAGAGUCUACUCCAUCUUUUGCUUGAACUGAUGUAAUACACCCUGAUAGUCCGUAGUUCGAGAAGGCCUUAUCUCUCAUAAGCUUCUUUAAUUUCUUUCGGUGCCCUGGCCAAGUUUUUUGUUCGCAUCAUUAUCAUGGAGGCCCAUGCCCUCUAACUCGCUUUCUUUUGUAAACGCACAUUUUUAAAGCAUUUUCGCCUUGCGUCUAAGCUAUGUUUAAUGGUUGAAAGGCAAUUCUGCCAAUAGAUCUAUUUGGCUAACUCACUGUUGUACCCAAUUCAAAUGUCCCGGAGUUAAGAUUCUUUGUGUAUUGUGUUUGCAUUAUAAUGUGGCAUUCACAUGUGAUAUGGAAAUUCCUGAAACGAAGCGUUUUAUUCCCAAAGGGCUUGAAUUAAGGAAUUGGGUACAACAUUGAGUUAGCCGAAUAGGUCUAUUGAACAGGAUUCCUGGUAAAAAUGCGCUUUUAAUUAACAUUUGUAGCGGAAAAUCACUGAACCCUAACAAGUUCGAAAUUCUUAACACAUGAAUUGCUCCAUUCGCCACUCUCACAUUUCCCAUAGUGCACCUUAUUUGCCCCCCUCCCCCUCCCCCCAAAUUUUGCAUAACCUUUGUUUUUCAUUUCUCCUGGCCGUCCCAAGAGAAAUAGAAAACAAUGCUUAUGCAAAAUUUUGGGGGGCAAAUAAGGUGCAUUAUGGGAAAUGUGGAAGUAACGUAUUGCAGGCGUGCAAGUAUAGUGCUUAAAUACCUCAAUUUAUAUAUUUAUUGUAGGCAGCUUCUCUUCCCGUUUCUAUUAUUAUUGUUGGUGUUGGACCAGCAGAGUUUGAAGGUAGGUACUCAAUCAGUUAUAGAUAUGGAAUUUACAUGUGUUCACACAGUUGCCAAACUGCAACGAUUUUAAGCUUGGUUUCAAUACACUAGCGACGAUCUCAAAGCUGGUAAAUUGGUAUCUCAGGGAGUGCGUUAUGUUCUGAUGAAAAAAGAACCAUGAAACAGAGGCGAAACCGUUGUUUGCAUCAUCAAAGUCUCGAAGACUCGCUUGCAUGUUGUCCUGCUUUGUUCUCAGUUUCAAGAUGGAACUGGAAAAGAGCUUUGCGAUGGGCUAAAGUUCUGCUAAGGUUGGUUCAACCUCGUUCCAAGGGUUCUCUUCUACUUGGCCCCGCUCCGGAAGCCGAGUAGGAGAAAACCCUGGGAACGAGGUUGCCGUUUGGGGAGUGAAAGAUGGCAGCUCGGCUGAAGCAGGAACGGAGACGUCUUUGCUUCCUCCUCCUUCCUUCCUUCCUCUUCCUUACACGAUCUACACUAGAACGGAAAGUUUCUACAUCUCCGCUUCUGUCUCUACCACUGCAUUCUCUACUUUCACAUAGAUCAUAAUGCACUCUGUUUACUUCCCAAAAUUUUGCAUUACCAUUGUUUCCAAUUUCUCCUGGGUAUAACAGUCGUCCCACCCAAUAGAAAUCCAAAGACAACGGUUAUGGAAAAUUUUGUGGGGGGGGGGGGGGUUAACAGAGUGCAUCAUGGUUUAUGUGAAAAUGGUAAAUCCGUAAAAAGUGUUACCCUGGCCAUAAGUUCUUUGUUUGUAUUCGCCUUUGCAGAUCUCUCAUAAUCAACCUUGUUUCCCCUCCCCCCCCCCACCCAAAUUCUGCUUAAGCAUCGUCUUCAAUUUUUGAUGGGACGACUGUUAUAUCCAGGAGAAAUUAAAGACAAAGGUUAUGUAAAAUUUUGGGGAGCAAACCGGCAUUUGGGAGAUGUGUAAAUAGCGAAUAAAUACCUUCCCGGCGUUUCUCACUUAAUCAAUACUUUAGACAGUAAACAUUUAGGAGUUUUAGGCCUCUUUCAGAUUUGAAAAGGUUUCAUGGCAUUGUUUUUGUCUCUUUCCAUGUAAACACAGCUAUGGAGGAGCUUGAUGGAGAUACAGUUCGUCUGUCAUCGCGUGGAAGAUACGCGGAAAGAGACAUUGUACAGGUGAGAUACUUUUCUACUGAGUGCAUGCUUUAUUAAAAAGGCAUCAUUUGAUUAUCUAUUAUAUAUUAGUAUAGGUGAACCGCUGAGGGAUUGAAACCCUGACUCCGUUUAGGACAAAAAGAAACCUAAAAUACAUUUCCUAUUCGGGAAAAAACCCUCAAAUUUUUUACCCUGUUUAGGACAAAGGACAUGUUCACUCUUCAGAACAAACUCUUGCAAAAUUAUGUACCCUGUUUAGGAUAGAGAGGACGAAAACCAUAUCACCAUACUCGGACCAGCGGCACAUCCCCGUAUAGGCAAAAUAAGGGAGUACCCCCCCCCCCGGGGGGAUACGGACACUGAGGGGGGCAUGUCCGUAUUAAGAGGGUCAUGUUACUGACUUAAGUCAUUCAAAUCACCAUGUCCAUAGAAACUCUCGCUCAUUAUCAGUAUUUAAGCAAAACGGUUCUCUGCGUAACUCGUUUGAUGCCAAAAUAGUCUGAAAUUAACGUCUGCAAUUCAUCCUAUCCCGCGGUGUGCUAUACCGCCGGGAAUAUUGACAUGCUGUCAACUGUUUAAAAACGGAAAUGUAUUUUACAGCACACAGUGGGCAAUGAAGUGUCAGCGUUAGUGAGAUUGACCUUCUAUGAGAAUCUGUUGAUUGGGCAGGAAACAAGGGCCCGUUGUCCGCAUUCAAAGGUGUCAGUAUUAUGCUGGUUGAAUUAUUAACAGGGGCACCCAACGACAAUGUUUUGAAAAUAUCUGUUCGGAAGACGAUUUGAGAUCUAGAAUUUUCGGAACAUUUUCAGGUAAAAUUUCUUGCUUGCCUGCCUCUCCUAGUACUUUCAAACAUCUACAUAUCGGUAUAAUUGCCCAUUUUUAACGGAUUUUUACCCUAAAAAUGUCACCUAGAAUUUUCGGGAGCCUUUUUUCUGGCUGAAAUUUUCGAAAAGGUAAGUUUUGAUCCCUAUAAUUUUCGGAUCACUAGACUCUCAGCUACGAAAUCCGAACAGAUGAAAAAUCUUUAAGGGAUAAAAAUAUGCCUGUAUCUACCGUUAAAUACUAAAAUGCGUUUAACAAUGCUAUGUUUAAGUGGUUUAAACUAUAUUCUCGUUAGGUGCCCCUGUUAAAAUAUUCCCUUUGCUACCAUCAGGUACCAUUUCGAGUUCACAAUACCCUGCUAAAUCCAGUCGCAGUAUCCAGCGAGCUGCAAACCCAACCAACUAGAACGUGAUGGCAAGUUACAGUCAUUUCAUUUUGUUUCCUUAUAAAUCACAGUUUGUGCCCUUCCGAGAUUACAUUGGACAAGCUGGGAAUGUCAUAAACGGAGCUCGAUUGGCAAAAGAUGUGCUGGAAGAACUGCCAGAUCAAUUUCUUGAUUACAUGAGGAAGCAAAAGAUCAAACCAAGGCCUCCUAAACACACAAACAUUGCAAAAGUAGCUACGGUCUAAAAGAGCCUUUUACAAUUUCACUCUCGGAGUCCGUGUUUCCCAAGUCCAGUAAUCAGAAAUUGAUUACCUAUUCUACUGGACACUAUAUGGUAACUCGGUCUCAGGGCGCAAGAGACUGGGUAAGUUCCAUUGCCCUGCGCAUGUGUGGAAAAUUUUUUAAAUUUGUGAAAGCUAUAUUAACAAUAUGCAAGACAUUAUUUAUCAUUUGUUAUUUUUACAACCCAUUUACUAGUUUUUU
Porites evermanni is the source of this 25094-nucleotide messenger RNA. NCBI's taxonomy places the organism in Eukaryota, Metazoa, Cnidaria, Anthozoa, Scleractinia, Poritidae. The record is from the annotation of a GenBank genome assembly.